This is a messenger RNA of Scleropages formosus (Asian bonytongue), 3044 nucleotides long. RefSeq names its product atlastin-3-like. The record is from RefSeq and is a predicted model, not a curated record. NCBI's taxonomy places the organism in Eukaryota, Metazoa, Chordata, Actinopteri, Osteoglossiformes, Osteoglossidae. Gene Ontology annotation, molecular function: GTP binding; GTPase activity. The transcript is spliced from 14 exons. The coding region runs from base 128 to 1669 and encodes 513 amino acids.
GUAUGUCAACACACGUAGUUAGUAUCUGGAAGUUUUUGGAUAUUUUUUCACUCACUGACUGGAAAAAAACUCGCCACCUCUUCAAGCUGUUGGGUACCUGAGAGGCAGCAGUACCGAUAUCUGAAGAAUGGGGAGAGGUAGCGAGCCUGGUCCGGUCCAAAUCGUGACUGUUAGCAAGGAGGACCACUCGUUCUCUCUGGACACCGAGGCGCUGGAGCGCGUCCUGCUCGCGCCGGAGGUUCGGGACAAGCAUGUGGUGGUGCUGUCUGUCGCGGGUGCCUUCCGGAAAGGCAAAAGCUUCAUCCUGGACUUCAUGCUUCGGUACAUGUACAGGAAGUCUGAAAGCAACUGGCUGGGAGCAGAGGAUGAGCCCCUCACCGGUUUCUCCUGGAGGGGAGGUUCGGAGCCGGAGACCACAGGCAUCCAGCUCUGGAGUGAGGUCUUCCUAGUGGAGAAACGUGACGGCACUGAGGUUGCAGUGGUGCUGAUGGACACCCAAGGGGCAUUCGACACCCAGUCUACAGUGAAAGACUGCGCUACCAUCUUUGCCCUCAGCACCAUGACUAGCUCCAUGCAGAUCUACAACCUUUCUCAGAAUAUCCAGGAGGAUGACCUGCAGCAGCUCCAAUUGUUCACAGAGUACGGUCGUCUUGCCAUGGACGAAAUCUUCUUGAAGCCUUUUCAGUCCUUAAUGUUCCUUAUUAGGGACUGGAGCUUCCCCUAUGAAUAUUCUUAUGGAUUUAAAGGUGGCAGUGACUUCCUGGACAAACGCUUGCAGGUGAAGGAGGCCCAGCAUGAGGAGCUGCAGUCGGUGAGGGAGCACAUCCAUUCUUGCUUCACCUCCAUUUCCUGUUUCCUGUUGCCACACCCAGGGUUAAAGGUGGCCACCAGCCCCUCAUUCCGGGGUCAGCUUAGCGAUGUGGCCCCGGAGUUCAAGGAAGGCCUGCUUACCCUCAUCCCCACGCUGUUCAAGCCAGACAACCUGGCUGAGAAAGAGAUCAAUGGCAACAAAGUCACCUGCAGAGGACUUCUAGAGUACUUCAAGGCAUACAUCAAGAUUUACCAAGGCGAGGACCUGCCCCAUCCCAAGUCCAUGCUGCUGGCUACAGCAGAGGCAAACAACCUGGCGGCGGUGGCAGCGGCUAAAGACCUCUAUUACAGGAACAUGGAGAAGACGUGUGGGGGAGACCUGCCUUAUGUCGCACCGGACUCCCUAGAGGAGAAGCAUUGCUUUAUCCUUAGGGAAGCACUCAAUCUCUUCAUCUCCACCAAGAAGAUGGGGGGUCAGGACUUUUGUGACCGCUACUAUGCCCAGCUGGAGGCGGAGCUGGAGGAGAUGUGGCAGUCUUUCAGCAAGCACAACGAGUCCAAGAACGUCUUCAGCGCAUUCAGAACACCAGCAGUGCUCUUCGUCCUCGUGUGCCUCCUGUAUGUGCUAUCCGGCCUGCUUCUCUUCAUCGGGCUGGCCAGCGCGUCUACCUUAUGCGACUUUCUUCUCUUCCUGGCCAUGAUUGCGAUGCUCACCUGGGCUUUCAUCCGCUACUCGGGCAAAUACCGCGGAGUAGGUGGUGCAAUAGACCAGGCUGCUGGAGUAUUACUGGAGCAGGCAACGGUUGUGUUGAACAAGUCUCGCACUCCAGCGGUGAUCCAUGGGAAGAAGUCUAGCUAAGUUCCCAAUCCAAACAUAAAUAAAACAACAGAACAGAUCAUAACUUGACCCUCGGCAGCAAACAACACAAAGACCGAUAAAGAACAAUGCCGUUAACCAGCUCUUUGUUACCUUCGCAGGGCACAAAGCGCUACGUACGUUACAAUAACACAACCAGCACAAUAUUAUUACACCAGCACAACAGCAUGGUAUCCCAGAGCUUCAUCCAGCUUUAAAUAUUAGGUCAAGGUGUGUUGCAGGGCUCUGACCCAGAGGCCGACCAAAGAACCUGCCAUUCAUGCCGUUACUACUAUGCAUUCACAUCGUGCCUUUAGCCUUUCCUGCUCGUCAGAUCACGUGCUUUUAUUUACCGAAAAGUUAAAGUUUGGAUGAAUGUUACACUUUGAAGCACCAAACAUGUAUCUGUUAGCGUUGUGAGGACCACCUGCUGGGUGGGUUUUUGUCUCGUCUUUCGUUAUUCACACAAAUCUUUACAGUCUGUCAGAGAAAUAUAUGGAAUUAUAAUGAAGCCUGUAGGUUCCCCCCACACCCCCCCCCCGGGUAAGACCACUGUGUGGAUUUCAUAUUACAUGCUUUUUCAGGGUAUUUAUGUUAAGGUCCCCUGGUAUUGUACACAUUGUGCCUUAAUCUUUAUUAUGUAAGAGUCCCCAGGGGAAUUAUCAGGUGCUGGAGAGUUUUUUUUUUUUUUUGCCAUUUAUUAUAUCACAGCUUUUGCAGUAUGUAUUUUUCUUUUUUGCUUAAUAUUGUUUUGUCACCUUAGUAAUUCUUUUCAUUUUUGUUUUUCUGCCCGCACUCAGUUUUUCCUAGAUCUUUCCCACUUCCAAGAUUCUGUAAAUGGUUUCAUGGCUUUUGCAGCGUGCAUACAUUAUGAUGCCCAGAGCGUCCUUUUGAAUUGUCCUGUAUUUGAAGUUGUCUCUGCUCCAGGUCUCUUCAUUCCUCUUCCAAAGACAUUCCACUCGGCGUUGUUUAGUGAGCUUUGUUUCAGGUCUUUAAUGUAUAAUUUUUGAUCUCUGUCUCUGUGUUGUUCGGGUAAUGCGCACACUGAAAAUUUUUGUUGAUUUAGUUUGUGGAAGAACAAACUGACUGUAAAAGUUGUCUUGGUGACUGAGGAAAGAAGGAUUUAACAUAAAAUGUCCUUAUGCGUAACAGACUUUGUAUCUGCGUGUUACUGGAAUGUUACAAACUAAUUGCGUGUUGUUAUUCUGUGCUUUGCAUCCCGCAGCACAUGAUAUUCCAGUGUCCGACUUUGUUCUUCGUACCUUCUGCACUUUUCUUCCCUUUUUGUACUGUUAAAUGUCCAAAAUAUUAUUCAUUCCAGCAAUAAAAUAUAUUUUUGCUUUAAAUUUAUAUACUCAUAUUUCAUUUAUUUCACUGC